This is a messenger RNA of Rattus norvegicus (Norway rat), 473 nucleotides long. The record is from RefSeq and is a predicted model, not a curated record. NCBI's taxonomy places the organism in Eukaryota, Metazoa, Chordata, Mammalia, Rodentia, Muridae.
CCUCAAUGGACAGGCAACACAUUGCUUGUGGAGGGCAGAAGGAGCCACCUUCUAGGUAAGCUAUUAGGAGAGACAUCUUGUGGUGAAGAAAAGCCGAAUCAUUCCAACUCUCCUAGAUCACCUGCUGCCAUCGGUGUGCACUGAAGGAGUUGCCUUUAGUCACUCUGCUCCCUCCCUCCACUCCAAGAGCUCAUCUCUCACCAUGAGGCUGCUAUUUCUUCUCUUUCUCCUCCUUGUAUGUCUUGCUCAGAAAACAUCAGGGCGCAAAAGAAAUACGAAAUUUCGUCAGUGUGAGAAAAUGGGUGGCAUUUGCAAGUAUCAGAAAACCCAUGGAUGCUCCAUCCUGCCUGCAGAAUGCAAAAGUCGAUACAAACACUGCUGUAGGUUGUAAUGGCAGCUUGCUGGGAUGUGUGGCACAGCAUGGGAGUAGUUAACUGCUCUGAUCUCUGUGAAAUAAAAACACCAUUAUAUCA